Molecule: messenger RNA, 2947 nt
Organism: Pocillopora damicornis (cauliflower coral)
Lineage: Eukaryota; Metazoa; Cnidaria; Anthozoa; Scleractinia; Pocilloporidae
Product: DNA-directed RNA polymerase III subunit RPC5
Biological process (GO): tRNA transcription by RNA polymerase III
Cellular component (GO): nucleus; RNA polymerase III complex
Source: RefSeq, a predicted model, not a curated record
UUCACAAGAUGAGGAAGAGGAGGCAAAACCACUCACUGUUAGUGAUGCUAGCCCUCAUACAUGUCAAGUUUGCACGCCCUGAAACAGAGCGGGCAAAGGCUCAGCGGCUGUCAUCUUUUAAAUACUUGGAGCAAAAGAAAGCAGAAGAACCCUGGAAAACCAUGGAAUUUUAUAAUCCUCAGAAUGAUAUUGCUGGUGUAGAACAUAGUUUGUUAUUUUGUCGAGAAAUGGAAUCAGAGUCACCAGAGUUCAACCUCCAUCCAAGGGAUUACUUGAAGUUAUUGACUCCAUCUACUUCUCAGGAAGAAAGUUCCAAGCCACCUGUACCCAGUAAUGUGUUAUCCAUGACACAGCUCAAGACUAUGGACUUGGCAGAUCAAGUCAGGGCUCUUCUUAUCAAGGCCAAAGUGAUCAGUUUCUCACAGCUGUGCAGACUCUUGUCCCCAGCAGCAAAGGAAGCAUCAGUGUUGAAAUGCUUACAGCAAUAUGCUGUCCUGGUGCAGGGUUGCUGGGUAGUGAAAAGUGAGUUGUUGUAUCCAGAGGGAACCAUCAGUCCUAGUGGUGGAAUUGCUGCUGAUAUUUUAUGCAAAGGAAGAGACUAUUUAAUGUGGAGAUUUACCCAGAGCAGAGUAGUUGUACGAAAAGAUAUCAAAUCAGUUACAAAGUUACCGAGUGAGGACAUCAAAGAAAUGCUAGAUCAGAUGUCGCGAAUGAAAGUAACUAUAGGCUGGGAGUUUGUGCUGCCAUAUGAUAUAGAGUUUGUUCAAAAGCACCCUGAUGUUUACAAACAGCAGCUGACCAUGUGGGAAGCCAAGUAUCAAGUUCUUCAAAAACAACUGAAUGUUCCAAAACAAGACAAGCUUGGAAUAGAUCUUAAGAAGAUAAACACUGAUUCCUGUCCCAGCAUAGGAAACAAAAGGGUUUCUAAGCCUUCCAAAUCCAAGUCGAAUCAUGUGAUGAACCACAACACAUCGCAGGAUGGAUCCACUGAGGAGGAACACUUACCAAUGGAAAUUGACUGUAAAGAAGUCGCUAGUAAUAAUAUGAAUCAUGAACUGCGUAAGGAACCUCUGGCGACAAAUGAUACACAUGUUCAGGAUUUGCUUAAAAUCUUACAGGACUUUGUUCGUGAGAAACUGCACAGAACAGUUUUAAGUUUAGCCGAUUUUAAAAGGCUGUUGCUUCUCCGGCAAACUGCAAGCAGCCCAGGAGAUCCACUAUGUUCAGGAGUGCCCGACGUGCUCCUGGAAAAGGCGAUCCUCGGUACAGGAGCGACAGAAAUAGAUUUCAAGUGGCCCACAGAAGCGCUGUCAGGCGAUAUACAGUCACGCAGACUAUUUUCUUUCAGAAGCACAGGUGACUCGGCAGAUGAGUAUCGAGCUCUGUUACUGGACAUGUUCAGCAAAUCCUGGGUCUUGACCAGGAAAGAAUUUAACGCCAGGGCCACGGAGCAGGUUGGGGCCGUGCCUGGAAGAAAGGAGUGGAUGACAAUCCAGCAGGAUUUGCUUGAGAGGAUGAGCAACAGGCAUAGCCAGUGGUAUCUGCGGGGAACAUCCACCAUUCUAACAAAUCUAUAGCUCCUGGUGAAUAAACCAUGUCGUUUUCUGCUCAUUGGCAGACAAGCUUCAUGAAAGGCGAGGCUGACAUCGAGUCAAGCAUGCGCAUCACCCAGUUGACGUUCAGAGUUUGACUGUUCUCACCGAACAGUGUAAUCCUUAAUAUGAGGACAAAAAAGCUUGGUCUUGAAUGAAUAUCUGCGGGCGAUAGUUUAUUUUUUUCCUCGGGAGAGACGUACAAAUUUUAUUCACAUAAUUGCAUAAAAGUUUGGUAGAAAGAAAUGAAACUACUGCAUGUACUAAAUGAAACGCCGCGGCGGUUUAGAAAUUUAUAACUUUUCCGUUGAACCGUUUAUGUUAGGGCAGUGUCUAUUCCAAAAUCACAUUUUGUAAACACUGACAAUAAUCAUGCUUUGGAAAACAAAGACAUGUUUAAGUUCCAGUUUCUCGCUUUUUUUUUUUCCGCGAUAGAUUCAUAAUGGGCCUAAUUGGAAUAUCAGUGCUACAUGGCUUGGUUAGAUUAUUGAGUUUUUCCAAGAAUCCAUAAAAAAUGCUGCCCUCUGUUGUUUUAGGGUGGCAUUAUUCGUGGGCAGUGUCUAGCGGUUAUUUUACAUCCAAUUGCGCCUUGUUUUGGUGAGCGGUGUUUAUCUGAGUAAAUACGGUAAAUGAAAUUUGUCUCUUGAGAAGUUUGAAAAUUUAGCUUGUUGUUUUUCUCGAUUGUCUCCUGUGACUGAGAAUGUCUUCAACUUGCACAGUAACGUGUAGCAAAUCAUCGUCAACAGAGUAAAAAUUGCAGCUUAUUCUUCGGUUUUUUAGAACACUUUUUUUAUAUUCCGGUGAAACAAGAUCAAUGCAAAAAAAAUUUUAACCCCUCUGCUUUUUGUGACUCUAGUUUUCAAAGUAAUUCGUUCUUGCUGAAUUGAAUAUCUUUUAUAUUACGAGGAUUUUGUUUUAUCUCAGGCGUCCUAGAAUAUUAGAAUAACCUUGGUUCAGAAGUCUGGACAAAGUAAACUAUUGCUCGUAGAUAAAUGCCCUUUAUGCCAAAGGGCCUACCGAGUUAAAUUACAUCAGUGUGAAAACGCAAACAAGAAAGGCCUCUUUGAAGACCACUACAGAAAUCGAGUCGCAAUCCUCACCCAGUGUGAAGCUGAUUCUGCCAGGGGCCUUUCACCACUGUGGCUGGCAAUAUGACCAGAUUAUCACUCUUCUUGGACUUUGUUCCUUGAAAGAGUUCAACCAAGUGGAAAACUAUUGAACAAUUUGAAACAAUGUAUACAACAAUAGGACUUAUUUAUUAUGUGCUCAGAUCACAUUGAAUUGAAAUUUCACAUGUCAAAUGACUGUACUAGAUGUUUCGUAGCAAAAAAUUAAAAACGCAUUUCGUGAACUGA